AUCCGGCCCCUCUCCCAUCACUGUCUGGCAGACCUUCCAAGUUUGCAUCACUAGUUGGCAGUGCUUGGAAGUUGAAACACACGUUAAAUAUACAAGUGCGCGUUUAACCUGAUAUAAGUUCACCAAUGUCUGAACAGAAAACAAGCCUAUAGUCGUCGCCGUCGUCGGUUCACAGUACAACAGAUGAAACCUCGUGGACUUGCAGUCAGUCUCGUCAGUUCGCUCUCGCAUGACACGACGUUAUGGAGCACGCAGGAAGGGAAUCGGAAUCCGGUGCCAAUCGUGGUUCGGCAAACAGCACGGAGCAAAAGAGCAAUCCCUGGAGCAAUUUAUCGACCAUAACCACGUUCGACCGAGGUGAUAAUACGAAAUUGACAAUUGGCUUGAGGGAUACUAAUAAAAGUCCAAGCGACCAGAAAAUCGCGCCAUCUAAAAAUCCAGAAAAUCAGGAGCUGCAUGUAAUUCGGACAGUCUUUGUAGGAUCACUCCUGCAAUUAUUAUGCGACAUAUUAGGAAGGGACAAAAGUCACGGAAACAAAGCAUUUUCUGAUAUCCUAAAGAUAUUCAAGGAAAUGCGUUUAAUUGACGACACCUACGAUGCAGUGGAAUUUGAAGGGCUAAAAAAAAAGUACCAACAGGCUCUUAAGCAGAUGUUCUCAAUUGCUUAUAGUGAAUGCGAAAGUGACAUUGUUCCAUUCGUUUCAAAGCCGCUAACACCAAAACUGCGUUAUGAGGAGGAAUUUCGUGAAAUAAGUUUUAUUGCUAAGGGAGGUUUUGGUAAAGUUUAUAAAGCGCAACAUCGUCUCGACGGCAUUGAAUAUGCGAUUAAAAAAAUUAACGUGCCCACCGAUCAAGUAAAUGUUAUACAUGAACAAUUAAAUGAAGUAAGAACAAUGGCCAAAUUAGAUCAUAUUAAUAUUGUAUCCUACAAAGCGGCUUGGAUCGAACCACCGUCCUAUAAUUCGAGUGUGCCAUCCACAUAUCGUGAAUCGCGUAGAUUACAGACGUCGAAAGAUCAAGAAAAGCCGUGCAAUAUGCUGUUCGACGAGUUAUUCGAUCACAAAAAUGGUAUAAAAACGAAAAAGCAAUGUAAGGUAUAUAGAAACACUGAUGCUAUUCGUGAUGCUAUUAGUGAAAGAUUUGAAGAACUCCAUUCGUCGGAUGACAUCGCAGAAGAGAGAAUAACUGAGGAAAGUAACAACGGGGAAAGUACUGAUUUCAGUUCAGACAUAGUGUCUUUCCGAGUUAGCAAGAGCAAUGAAAAUCUAGAUCAAACGAAUAUAAAUGAGUAUACUAAAACCUCUAGUUCCAACACAGUGACUUUCAGUAGCAAGAGCAAAGAAAACUUUGAUCAAACAAAUACAGAUACGGAUACUAGUAACAGUUCGUAUAAAAAAUCUAACCUGAAAGUAUCUAUAUACACUCCCAAGGAAAAUCAGCCGUCUAUGACAUUGUACAUUCAAAUGGCUCUGUGUGAAGAAACCCUCCAACAAUGGCUGCUUAGUAAGACAAGUGCAACGCCUGGACCUUUAGCUAAAGAAAUAUUUCGACAGAUUCUUUCUGGAGUCGAUUAUAUGCAUUCUCAGCAAAUUGUACAUCAUGAUAUAAAGCCAAGCAAUAUAUUUAUAUCGAACUCGGGACGGCUUCAAAUUCAAUUAAGUGAUUUCGGAUUAGCUUGUCCAUUGCAAAUAGGAAAUAAACAUGCUGGGGUUGGCACUCGUAUGUAUGCAGCACCAGAACAACUAAUGGGAAAGUGUGAUAUAAAGAGUGAUAUCUACAGCAUAGGAGUCGUCCUUACUGAGCUGUUAACGUCAGCAAAAACCCGAAUGGAAUUAAGUAACGCAAUCCGUGAUAUAAAAAAUGGUAUAAUACCAGAUGAUCUCAAGCAUUACAAAUGGGUACAUGUGGUCACGCAAUUAGUGCAAGAAGAUCCCACUAAACGACCUAUGGCACAAAAGGUUUUGCAAGACUUGAAGAAGGAGGAUUUGCUAAAUGGAUUGAAAAAAAUUCUUACAAAUUUUACAAAUAGAAUUCUUAGCAAAGAUGACACAAUUCAAGAGCUACAAGAAGAUGACAGAUUAUUACAGGAAAUAGAAGGGGUAAUAUAUAAUACUAUUAAUACAACUUCAAUGUUACAAAGAGACUGAACUCACCCUUUUAGUUAGUUCCUGGAAAAGUAAUAUUAGUUUUACAAUAUUUGAAAUACAUUUUAAUUUAAUUGAAAAAUCUUGUACUUUUAACGUUCUAUGUUCAAGUCUUGUCUUAAAGUAAGAGUACAAGGCGGCCAUUCUACUCGGGGCUAAUUAGUCAGUAAACUUAGUUAAUUAUUGCAGUUCAGCUGAGUAUCUAAUAUGCUAAGACUAUUAAUUAGAUAUUGUUAAUUAAAUAUAUCGAAUCUGACGCAUGCAAACCAUCUUGCGAUAGAGUACUUUUUAUCACUACUAUGUAUGUAGUUAUAGUAGUUAUUGGACAUGCAUAUUUUUGUAUUGCCGCAAAUAUAUUACGGAAUAUUUUGUUUCCUUUUAUUUUGCAUACUCGGCAAACACAAAUGUAUCAAAUAAUCUGUUACAAAUAUAAGCUAUCAAAGUAGCAAAACAUGAUAAUA
Molecule: messenger RNA, 2605 nt
Organism: Vollenhovia emeryi
Lineage: Eukaryota; Metazoa; Arthropoda; Insecta; Hymenoptera; Formicidae
Product: eukaryotic translation initiation factor 2-alpha kinase 1-like
Exons: 10
Coding region: 243-2147 (634 amino acids)
Biological process (GO): protein phosphorylation
Molecular function (GO): protein kinase activity; ATP binding
Source: RefSeq, a predicted model, not a curated record